AUGUCUAUUUCGAGAGUCUUCUUCUCUGACCUGAAGUCCGGCAAAUGCUCCUCCGUCGUCGAGGCCCGGCUCCUAUGGUUCUGGGAGGCGAGGAACGUCAAACGCGGUGGCGAGCUGAUGUGGGUCGAUAUGCUACUUAUGGACGUGAAUUCGACUUUGAUCCAAGCUACUAUCAACCCGAAUCGGCUUCCAAGGUUCCGAGAUAGGCUCGCCGCCGGGACGAUGUACUCUGUCUCUGGCUUUGACGUGGCUCGCUGUGCUCAGAACUUCAAGCUUGCGGACUCUUCUUUGAUGAUCCGGUUUAACGAUUCCACCGAGUUUGACGUGUUAUCUGAUCCGGUCUCGCCAAUACCUGCAGAGGGAUUCCGGUUCCGUAACCAGACCGAGUUGGUUGGUUUAGCCAAUACAAACACUCAGCUUCCAGCCACUGAGCUCUCUGAUCUCAAUAUUAAACCUGUAGAUAUUAUUGGUGAAAUCGUGGCGGUGAAGAGCACCGUUGAUGUGUCUGUCACUCUUAGUCUGUUUGACGCUCAAGCCGUUUCAUUCCACCAGAAGCUUGGAGGCAUGCAUGAUGAUCCUAAAGUGAUUGUUGCCACAAGCAUAAACCCAAAGAUGGUUGGAGGUCGUUUAUUCCUCAACGCGACGUCAGGAACACAUGUUUAUUAUGAUAAGGAGACACAUGCAGGAGAAGACACUGGUCUUCCGUCUGCCGCACCUCUCUUGAAGUCUUAUGCGAAGGUUGAGCCUGUGACAAUUGCAGAGCUUAACCAUUUUAUCACUACAGAUCCGCCCCAGCAGCAGGAAAUAGAUUUCUUAUGCACUGCGAGAGUUUCUCGAGUUGAAGCGGACAAAGGGUGGUGCUAUGUUGCGUGUUCUAAGUGCAGCAAGAAAUUGCAACGCACUGUCACUUCUUUCGAAUGUGCACGCUGUAAUAAUCCUCAUGCGGUCGGAUCUUUACGUUAUCGUGUUGAGAUGGUUGUAACUGAUGAUACUGCGGAAUGGACAUUUGUUUGCUUUGAUGGUGUUAUGACUAAGUUGCAUAAUCUCAGGGCAAGUGAGGCGGUCCAGUUACUGGCUGAAGAAGGAGUGAACCCUGAGGAUUCCGUGAUGCCUCCGUUCGUUGCAGGAAUGGAAGGCAAGACCUACACUUUCCAAGUCCUUGUCACGCCCUACAACUUCACCGUCAACCACAAGACGUUCACCGUAUCGCGUAUCAUCAAUGAGGUUGAGCGUGCACCAGCUCCAGAAUUUGUCGAUGAUGAAGGUGAUGACAAUGAUGAUGAUGAUGCGCCAGACGGACCUAACAACCGUGAGAAGUCUGGUUCCGGCAAGGGCAAUUGUGAGUCAUCAAAGAGGGCUGGAAAGGAGCCAGUCGGUAAUAUGCGUAAGAGGGCGCGUAUUGCUUAAGAUGGAUCUUCGAUAAUAAUCUCUCGAUAUUCUGCAGCUUAAUAAUGUUUCUGCAUUCUUCUUUAUUCUCAUCUUUACUCUAUCUAUGUUAUGGAUUUUCUACAAUCACGUUGUUUUUUUUUGUUUUUCAAACUCUCUACUUUAUGGUUGCUAUGGAUGCUUUUUAUAUUGAGUUGACAUAAGUUUAAAAAAGGAACAAGUUGAUGCUUUA
This is a messenger RNA of Brassica napus (rape), 1618 nucleotides long. RefSeq lists its product as uncharacterized. Lineage: Eukaryota; Viridiplantae; Streptophyta; Magnoliopsida; Brassicales; Brassicaceae. The transcript is spliced from 10 exons. The record is from RefSeq and is a predicted model, not a curated record. The coding region runs from base 1 to 1407 and encodes 468 amino acids. Gene Ontology annotation, biological process: DNA replication; DNA repair; DNA recombination. Gene Ontology annotation, molecular function: DNA binding. Gene Ontology annotation, cellular component: nucleus.